Cutaneotrichosporon cavernicola is the source of this 597-nucleotide messenger RNA. RefSeq lists its product as uncharacterized. The transcript has a single exon. The record is from RefSeq and is a predicted model, not a curated record. Bases 1 to 597 code for a protein of 198 amino acids. NCBI's taxonomy places the organism in Eukaryota, Fungi, Basidiomycota, Tremellomycetes, Trichosporonales, Trichosporonaceae.
AUGACUCGUGCGCGCACUACUCGUAAGCGUUCGCCUGCGGCGUCCAUCUCGAGCAUGUCGUCGGUCGACACACCAACCAUGCACAUUAGCCCGCCGAUCACUAGACCGAUCACUCCGCCCUUCUUUGGCAACGACGUCGACCUCACACUCGACAUCUCACGGUUUGAGCCACAUCGUCCAGCGCCCAGCCCGUUCAAGAGUGGAACCGCGACUCCAACUCACGCGCCGCCGGUGAAUCCGCCGCGCUCGCCAGACCUCUUCUCGCGUACGUUCUCUCAGCGUGUCGCCACGCCACGUAGCGAAAGUUACGCCAAGUCUCGCCGAGCUAGCGACGAGAGCGAGACCGAGACCGUCCGCUGGCGUGCACAGAUGGUCGAUGUCGCCAUGUCAUAUGCGACGUUGGCGUCGGCCAACCCCCGCGACUUUGUCGCUACCACCACCGCACAGGCUCACCACAACGUCGUGCUCCGCCGCCUCUCGGACCCUUCGACUACAGAGCUUGAAGCGCUGGCCAUCCUCCGCGGAUACAUCGACCAGGUGCACUCCAGCAGCCGCGGCCGCGGCCACCAGCGCACUCCCAGCGCCGACUUGUCCUAA